Molecule: messenger RNA, 1934 nt
Organism: Coprinopsis cinerea okayama7#130
Lineage: Eukaryota; Fungi; Basidiomycota; Agaricomycetes; Agaricales; Psathyrellaceae
Product: beta-glucan synthesis-associated protein
Exons: 12
Coding region: 1-1833 (610 amino acids)
Biological process (GO): fungal-type cell wall organization; (1->6)-beta-D-glucan biosynthetic process
Cellular component (GO): endoplasmic reticulum membrane; plasma membrane
Molecular function (GO): glucosidase activity
Source: RefSeq, a predicted model, not a curated record
AUGUCGCAACGCCGUUUUUUUCCUCGAGCAAGCAAGCUCUCGACAAGCAACCUUCUGGCCGAGUCUCAUCCUUUCAACCACCCACGAUUCCGCACUGAACAUCCCGCCCUUGGUACCGGCAGGCUCGACUCGGAUACCAGCACCCAACCGAGCGGUUAUCAGGCCCAAUCCAUAGGUUUUACCCAAUCCCUCAACAAUUCAGGGUCCCAGACCCAGUUUGGGUCUUUCUCCCUUGCCCCGGACCCUAUGACAUGGGGCUCCAAUCUUUCUCCCGACUACCCAGAGCCAGACGACUACCUUCAUAACCCGGACCCAAAACGAGACGUUAAUUACGACGCAGGAGGGCACUUCUGUACCUAUAGGGGCCUUACGAAUUUGGGAUGCAUGAUCACGCUCUGUCUGGGCGUUUUGGCACUGUUUGCGGGAUAUCCCAUCAUUUCGCACUUUACCUCCCCUCGACCUUCGAAAAUGGGCGGUUUCAACUAUGGCGGCAUCAACGCUUCAGGCCAAGUACCAAACCUUGGCAACUGGGGUCUCAUUGACCUGGAUACACCAAAAAACGCGUAUACGAAACUUUCUUACACUAAUCCAAGCCAGACUCUGCAACUUGUCUUUAGCGACGAGUUUAACGUCGACGGAAGGUCGUUCUACCCCGGGGACGACCCCUAUUGGGAAGCUGUGGAUCUUCAUUAUUGGGCGACCAAUAAUCUGGAAUGGUAUGAUCCUGAAGCUAUUACGACCAAGGGCGGGUUCCUCGAAGUCACCCUUUCCAAGAAGAACACCCAUGGCAGACAGUACCAAGGAGGGAUGAUGUCGACCUGGAACAAGUUUUGUUUUACUGGUGGACUUUUGGAGGCGGCCGUCGUCCUACCAGGAGUUAACAAUGUGAUGGGUCUUUGGCCAGCCAUCUGGUCAAUGGGAAACCUGGGCCGCGCAGGUUACGGAGGGAGCCUGGAAGGGAUGUGGCCAUACACAUACGACUCUUGCGACGUGGGGACAGCGCCUAACCAAACCCACAAUGGAUUACCGAUUGAAGCCACUAUUAAUGGAGAUCCGUCGGAAAACGGAGCACUUUCGUAUCUGCCAGGACAGAGGCUCUCCCGUUGCACUUGUCCCGGAGAAGCACAUCCUGGCCCCAAGCACUCCGACGGGACCUACGUAGGUCGUGCAGCGCCUGAAAUUGACGUUUUUGAAGCCCAGAUAUCUGGUGACCCCUUGGCGGGCGGCGUUUCUCAGUCUGCUCAGUGGGCGCCGUUUAACGCAGGAUACGCAUGGUUUAACAACACCGAUAAUUUAUUCAUUGCCAAUCAUACUCGGACGGUCCUCAACACUUACGCUGGUGGCGCCUUCCAACAAGCCACUUCAUGUGUGACGGAUACAAACCCGGCAUGCUAUGAACUGGAAGGCGGGUGUUCUUCGGUCUACGGGUUUGAAUACAGGCCGGGUUUCGACAGCGCUUACAUCAGUUGGGUCGCCGACGGGGAGCUUGCAUGGACACUCAGGUCGGGAGGCAUGGAUGCCGACUCUCGUGUCGAGAUUGGACCGAGGCCUAUUCCCCAGGAACCCAUGUAUAUAAUCAUCAAUCUUGGGAUGUCGGAGAAUUUUGGUUUGGUCGAUUUCGACCAUUUGACGUUCCCAACGACAAUGAGGGUCGACUGGAUCCGCGUCUACCAGCCCAGGAACGCGAUAAACAUCGGGUGCAGCCCAAAGGAUUUUCCAACUGAAGCAUACAUCAACCGCUACGUCGAUGUGUAUACCAAUCCCAACAUUACCACCUGGAGGGAUGACUACCACCAACCUUUCCCGCGAAACCGAUUCUUGGGACAAUGUUGAUGUUCGGAGCUAGAGAAAAGUAUUACUGCGACGUCGAUUAAAUAGAAAAGAUAGCGGAAGUGGGUGUAGAGUAUAGCGGUAAUUCUACAUUAUACAGUCCC